Messenger RNA from Vitis riparia (riverbank grape), 3522 nucleotides. RefSeq names its product ATP-dependent zinc metalloprotease FTSH 12, chloroplastic. Bases 75 to 3110 code for a protein of 1011 amino acids. Gene Ontology annotation, cellular component: m-AAA complex; chloroplast thylakoid membrane. Gene Ontology annotation, molecular function: ATP-dependent peptidase activity; ATP hydrolysis activity; ATP binding. Gene Ontology annotation, biological process: protein-containing complex assembly; mitochondrial protein processing; embryo development ending in seed dormancy. Lineage: Eukaryota; Viridiplantae; Streptophyta; Magnoliopsida; Vitales; Vitaceae. The transcript is spliced from 19 exons. The record is from RefSeq and is a predicted model, not a curated record.
GAAGCUCAUGGCGAUUCUCAUAGCCUCCGAAACAGGCAGCAGCUGAGACUGAGAAAAACCCAAUCCUCUGUGCAAUGGACCUCUCAAUCCCUCACACGACACCAUACCCAUUUCACCUUUCUUCUUCGAAGCCACUGUUAUUUAAUCAAAACUCCUCAAAUCUCAUUCUCUUCAAGCCACUCUCUUUACCUUCUUCUAAUCGCAGAAGAUCGCGUCAGUACCACAAAAGACCAGUUUUUGUUGCUGCUUCGUCUGCAAACCCAAGUGGGCCAAAUGGGUUUUCUUGGCUCGGUCUGGCUUAUUCGAUUCAGCGUGGGUCAGAGCGGUUCUGGGUGCAAUUUGGGGGUCUGGUGAAGAGGGAAACUGGGUUUGACUUGGAAGAUGCUAAUUCGAAGGUGAACGAGUUUGUGGGCCGAGUUCGUGGUGCGGGGAAGAGAGGUGAGGAUGGGUUGGAUCGGUUUAGGACUGAGUUGCUUCCAGAGUUUGUGAAUUGGAAUCGGUGGGAGCGUUGGAAGGAUCUCAAGAAUUGGGAAGCUAAACGAAUUGGCGCCCUGAUUCUCUAUACAUUUGUUGUGAUAAUAUCUUUUCGAGGUAUAUAUUUGGCAUUUCAAGCCCCUCGUCUAGAUCGUCAAAGAAAAGAGGUCACAGAGGCUUAUAUGGAGGCACUGAUUCCUGAGCCAUCUCCAAGUAAUAUUAGAAAGUUUAAAAAGGGCAUGUGGAGGAAGACAAUACCUAAAGGUCUGAAAAUGAAGAAAUUCAUUGAAAGACCUGAUGGAACCUUAAUUCAUGAUAGUUCUUAUGUUGGGGAAGAUGCAUGGAGUGAUGAUCCAGAGCCUCAGGACAAUGUGAAUCAAAUUAUUGACAGUAAUGUAAAAUUAAAUGCAGAAGUAAAGAAAGAACUGAAGGAGGACUUGGGCAUUUCAGGUAAAGAUCAACAAAAUAGUGGAACAUGGCGUGAAAGGCUUAAUACAUGGAAGGAAAUUCUCAAGAAGGAUAAGUUAAAGGAGGAUUUAGAAUCCUUAAAUGCCAAAUAUGCAGUUGAAUUUGACAUGAAAGAAGUGGAAAACAGCCUUCGCAAGGAUGUGGUAGAAAAGGUACCAGAGUCAAAUGGGACUAGAGCACUGUGGAUUUCCAAGAGAUGGUGGCGCUAUCGUCCUAAACUUCCCUAUACUUACUUUCUUCAGAAACUUGAUAGCUCUGAGGUUGCUGCAAUUGUCUUCACUGAGGAUCUGAAAAAAUUGUAUGUAACAAUGAGAGAAGGAUUUCCCUUAGAAUACAUCGUUGAUAUUCCCCUUGACCCACACUUGUUUGAGAUGAUCUCAAGCUCUGGAGUUGAAGUAGAUCUCCUUCAGAGGCGACAAAUCCAUUACAUUUUUAAAGUUGUGAUUGCAUUGGUACCUGGAAUAUUGAUCUUGUGGUGUAUAAGAGAGUCUGUGAUGCUUCUUCAUGUUACUUCAAAGCGCUUUCUAUAUAAAAAGUAUAAUCAACUAUUUGAUAUGGCUUAUGCAGAAAACUUUAUCCUGCCAGUUGGAGAUGUUGGUGAAACAAAAUCAAUGUACAAAGAAGUAGUAUUAGGGGGUGAUGUUUGGGACCUUCUGGACGAGUUAAUGAUUUAUAUGGGAAACCCCAUGCAGUACUAUGAAAGAGGUGUACCAUUUGUCCGGGGGGUUCUUCUCUCUGGUCCUCCGGGCACAGGAAAAACUCUUUUUGCACGGACGCUUGCAAAGGAAAGUGGGAUGCCCUUUGUCUUUGCAUCUGGUGCAGAGUUCACAGAUAGUGAAAAAAGUGGUGCAGCAAGGAUUAAUGAAAUGUUUUCAAUUGCAAGGAGAAACGCUCCUUGUUUUGUAUUUGUGGAUGAAAUUGAUGCUAUUGCUGGAAGGCAUGCAAGGAAAGAUCCACGAAGAAAGGCAACAUUUGAGGCUUUGAUAGCACAGCUUGAGGGAGAGAAGGAAAAAACUGGUGUUGAUCGGUUUUCACUUAGACAAGCUGUGAUAUUCAUCUGUGCUACCAAUCGACCAGAUGAAUUGGACCUAGAAUUUGUUCGUUCUGGACGCAUUGACCGUCGGCUGUACAUUGGUUUACCUGAUGCAAAGCAGCGGGUACAAAUUUUUGGUGUGCACAGUGCAGGAAAACAGCUUGCUGAAGAUGUGGACUUUGGAAAACUUGUUUUCCGCACUGUUGGUUAUUCUGGGGCAGAUAUUCGAAAUCUUGUCAAUGAAGCAGCAAUAAUGUCUGUCAGAAAAGGUCAUUCCAAGAUAUACCAGCAGGAUAUUGUUGAUGUGUUAGAUAAACAAUUGCUUGAGGGAAUGGGCGUGCUCCUUACGGAGGAAGAGCAACAGAAAUGUGAAGAAAGUGUGAGUUUUGAAAAGAAAAGACUGCUGGCUGUACAUGAAGCUGGUCACAUAGUGUUAGCUCACUUGUUUCCUCGAUUUGACUGGCAUGCAUUUUCUCAGCUCCUGCCUGGUGGCAAGGAAACUGCAAUAUCUGUUUUUUACCCCAGAGAAGAUAUGUUAGACCAGGGUUACACGACCUUUGGCUAUAUGAAAAUGCAAAUGGUGGUUGCUCAUGGUGGCCGAUGUGCUGAACGUGUUGUGUUUGGCGAUGAGAUAACUGAUGGAGGAAGGGAUGACCUAGAAAAGAUUACGAAGAUUGCUAGAGAGAUGGUAAUCAGCCCAGCAAAUUCAAGGUUGGGGCUUACUGCUUUGACAAAACGAGUGGGGUUAAUGGAUAGACCUGAUAGUCCAGAUGGCGAGUUGAUAAAGUACAGGUGGGAUGACCCUUUUGUGAUUCCUGCCAACAUGACACUUGAAGUAUCUGAGCUGUUCAGUCGAGAAUUAACAAGGUACAUUGAAGAGACAGAAGAAAUUGCAAUGAGUGGCUUGAAGGUGAACAGGCACAUACUGGAUAUGAUUACAAACGAACUGUUGGAAAAUUCAAGGAUAACUGGAUUGGAAGUUGAUGAGAAAAUGAAGGGACUCUCUCCAAUAAUGUUCGAGGAUUUUGUGAAACCAUUCCAAAUAAACUUAGAAGAGGAGGGACCCUUGCCUCACAACGAUCGGGUGAGAUAUCAGCCACUGGACAUAUAUCCUGCUCCACUCCACAGAUGUUAAAAGUGUUAACGGAACGCUGCAGGGUUCUCAGUUCCUAGCAUGUUGUCUUUGAUCCUAGUUUGGUUGCCCUCUAUCUGAGUCCAAGCUAGACAUUGAUUCGGGCUCCUGGGAGAAGAAAGAAACCCGGCUGUUGACACCAAUGCUCUGGUUCUUAGAUGCUGAAGCUAUUGAAUAUUGUCAGCUGACUCUUGAGUAGAAGUGUGAAAUGCAGCAGGAUUGUAUCUUGAGAUGAGGUUUAGGAAUGUGCUUUACAACAGUUUUGUUGGCUUAUUUAUUACUGUUUUGAUGUUUCUGUACAAUGAAAUUGAAGUUAUAAGAAGGGUCGAUCUGUCUUCGUGUACAGAGAAAUCUGUAAUGAAAAUAAUUUUUCCCAUUAAUGUAUUAAUGUGCAGAACAUAUAAAAAUUGUGAAA